Molecule: messenger RNA, 1300 nt
Organism: Salvia hispanica
Lineage: Eukaryota; Viridiplantae; Streptophyta; Magnoliopsida; Lamiales; Lamiaceae
Product: Mitochondrial inner membrane translocase complex, subunit Tim44-related protein
Cellular component (GO): mitochondrion
Source: RefSeq, a predicted model, not a curated record
UUUACUUGAGUAUUUUUAUUUUAUUUUAGACGAUCUCAAAUGUUGUGAAAAUAAGCCAUCUUCAAUUCUGCAAAACCCUGGCAAAACCUCAACCUCUUCAAUGGCGAGAUCUCUAGCGCAGUCAUGGCGCCGUAUUCUGACACAUCAGACGCCGUCGCGGUGGUGCUUCGAGCAAUCGUCGGAGCCUUCUCAUUUUCUGCUGAAAUCACUAUCAGAGGUCAAGUCACCAGGCAUCAGCUGUCUCAGGUUCUUUAGUGCACAAGCAGCAGAAACUACUCCUCCAAGCAGUCCUGCAAGAACUCCGGUUCAAUCUAGAAAAUCGGCGGCUGUUAAAUUAUCAAUUACAAGCCCUGGAGUUGUAGGCGACCCAUAUACACCAAGUGAGCCAAUCUCAUUUUGGCGUAGAUGCUUUACUAGAUCGGGUCGGAAAAGGACAAAAGAAGAAUUUAUGUCACAGCUAAAAAGUAUGUACGCAAUUGCACAAGUGAGGAAGAAAUAUGGGUAUUCUAAAAAGAAGUUCUAUGAAGAAUCUGUUUAUUUAUACCAAGAGAUAAAUACCCUAAUGGCCAAUGGAGACAAAAAAUCAUUUAGGAAAUUUGUUACAGAGCACAUGUAUUCUACCCUCAAGAAUGAAAUCAAACACAGAGACUGGGUUCACGUUCACUGGGAACUGAUCAUGCCAAUCGUUAAAAUAAGAACUCUUCAAGCCCGUCUGAUUGGUACAGAUAAAAACGAUGUCAUGAAAUCUUUUGCACAAAUUACGAUCGAGAUUUUCAGCAAACAGAAGUUUGAGGCAUACGACUCAAAUGGAGCUGUUGUUUCUGGUGAUAAAGACAAGGAGAUUCUUGUACGUGAUAUAUGGGUCUUGGAGAGAUCUCUCUUCCAUCAAGGAUCCUACUGGCGUCUUUGUGGAAGAAUCAAGGUGUAAUUGUCUGUCCUCUCACAGCAGACCUGCUUCUCAAUUUUGUCAAUAAGCAAGGAUCCCAUUUUCUCGAGUUCCCCAUGGAAGCACCUUCCUCACAGUAACAUUCUUUACAAAAUAUUUGAGACAGGCAACCUGCAUCUUUUCUUUUUAAGGGUAGUAGACCGUGCAUUGGUGAUCCGAGAAUACUUGGGAUUCUUUCAAGCAUCGAUCUCUUUAAUACUGAUUUUCUGGAAUGUGAUCUAAUAGAUUCUUCGCUGUCUGUUUUAACUUACUAUUUUACACAAGUCGAUUCCAUAGAUUGCUUGAUGUGGCUGUUGUAAUCCAUAGUCAUAUAAAUAUUUAUUUAUGAAGUAUUUAUUUAUUGUUUUUUCCAUA